AUGAUGAAGGUAUUACUGAAGAAUCUGAAGCAGAAGAGGUCAAAUAUAGUAAUCUAGAAAUUGUGGAGCAUUUUGACAUCGAAAAUAUAGUAUACUUAAGUGAUGAAAUAUUUCAAGAUGGUGAAUAUGAUACUGAUAAUCUAGCAGCAGAUUUAAUAAGAGAAUGGGGUUAUGAUAAUGAAGAUAAUGGGUUAAGUAGAACAGACCAGUACAUUAAUAAUAAUUCAAAUACUGUAGAUGAAGAAGAUGCUAGUGAAAAUUUAAGUGUAAAGAAUGAUAGUAUAAAUUUGGAACCAUUACCUAUAGCACUUCGAAAAACUU
This is a messenger RNA of Racocetra persica, 321 nucleotides long. The record is from the annotation of a GenBank genome assembly. NCBI's taxonomy places the organism in Eukaryota, Fungi, Glomeromycota, Glomeromycetes, Diversisporales, Gigasporaceae.